AUGAGGUCUGCACUGCACGGUCACGCCAGGAAGCACGAGCUGGCAGUGCACAACCACCAGUACCCGCUGCACUGCCCGCAUUGCAGCAAGGGUAGCAAUGUGACCAAGCACGAGAAGAUCCACACGGGCGAGCGGCCGUUCGUAUUCCAUGUCUAUGACAGGGGCUUCAACAAGCGAAGGAAUUUUAGCAGGCACUUGCUGGGGCACAAGGGGGAGAGGCCUCACGUGUACACAGACUGCGGCCGGCGCAUUACCCAGGUGUCAAACAAGGUGCGUCACCGGAGGCGGCAGCACUCGGCCGAAAGCACUCGACGUCACGUGUUCUCCGAGUGCGGAAAAGCGUUCACGAAGAGGGGCCAUCUCACCAUUCCCCUGCUGAACCACACUGUUCAGAUGCCGCACGCGUGCCCUGAGUGCGGUAUAAGGUCUGCACUGCACGGUCACGCCAGGAAGCACGAGCUGGCAGUGCACAACCACCAGUACCCGCUGCACUGCCCGCAUUGCAGCAAGGGGUGUCCGAGCAUGAAUGUGCUUAGAAACCAUGUGCGCGCUCGUCACCGAGACGAAGACAAUGGCGAAGAGAAUGGAGACCAGUGA
This is a messenger RNA of Dermacentor silvarum, 597 nucleotides long. Its product is annotated as zinc finger protein 133-like. Gene Ontology annotation, molecular function: DNA-binding transcription activator activity, RNA polymerase II-specific; RNA polymerase II cis-regulatory region sequence-specific DNA binding. Gene Ontology annotation, cellular component: nucleus. The transcript has 2 exons. NCBI's taxonomy places the organism in Eukaryota, Metazoa, Arthropoda, Arachnida, Ixodida, Ixodidae. Bases 1 to 597 code for a protein of 198 amino acids. Gene Ontology annotation, biological process: regulation of transcription by RNA polymerase II. The record is from RefSeq and is a predicted model, not a curated record.